AUGUCCGAUAUACCCCCAGCAGCCAUGAACGUCGUCCUCCCGGAGCAAUCCCCACUGCCGUUGGAGGCCACCGAGAACAUCCUCAGCCGCCUUCCAGUGAAGACCCUCAAGCGCUUCCGCGCCGUCCAGAAAUCGUGGUGUUCUCUGAUCGACAGCGAGAACUUCGCCAAAGAGCACUUGCGUCGGUCGCUGGACUCACCGCGCUCGAACCGGAAUCUCAUCAACGGCUUAAACGGCUUCUGCUGGAUGAGCCUGGCCGCGCUCGAGCAGGUGGAGUCCUUCAAGCCUGCUUUCCAGUACGACGAAAAGGACGAGCACGCGAUUUCAAACUCCGUCAACGGCAUGGUUGUCGUGAUGAGGGAGCCUGCCCCUCCCGUGCUGUGGAACCCUUUCACGAGAGAGCACAAGGUCCUUCCCGCGUGCCCCCGCGAGUUUGAACCGGACGAGCGUCAUUUCUGCAGAACCACGUACGGGUUCGGGUACGACCCAGUAAACGAUGACUACAAAAUCAUCAAGGUUAUGCUCUACAUGUUCAAGAGGCUCUCCCUGUGGUCGUUGUCCGAGGACUGGAUUUACAGCUUGAGGUCGAAUUCCUGGAAGAGGGCCAACGGAGCGCCCUAUACUCACCGCCAUUGGCCCGCCCAUGCCAACGGGGCUCUGCACACGAUUGUCCAGACUCUGUGGUCUGGAGUGCACUUAUAUGGUUUCAGCCUGGUGCACGAGAAGGACUUUGAGGUUAAGAUGCCCCAGGAAAUUGAAAUCGAGGGCAUUGAGAGUUUUACUGUUGAUGCGUUUGAGGGGAUGCUAGCUCUGGGCUGUGCUUACGAGUCCCGGUUCGCGAUCUGGGUUAUGGUGGGGCACGAGAUGUGGACCCGGCUGCUCCAGUUUGCGAUCGGGCCUGAUGAUUUCGUGCGGCCGCUUGCUUUUGCAGAAAAUGGGAAUAAGCUCCUGCUCAACCACAGUUGCAAGAAGCUCACUGUGUGUGAGUUGAUGUCAAUGAGUGCCAAGGAUUUUCCUAUGCCUUUCGAGUUUUCCCCUUUAUUUUGUCUCGAGACCCUUGUAUCACCUCACGCCUGGGACAAGGGGAAGGCUGAGCGUAAAAACUUGAUUAUUGGGAAAAGUAAGAAGAAGGAGAAAAUGAAGAAGAACAAGAAGAGGAACAAGAGGAACAAGAAGUGGACAUGGUCUGUAGCCAAAAGGGAUUGGUAUUAACAUUCUACAAACUGGAUUUGAUCCUGUGCUAGCUCUGAAACAACGCAUGAGGUACCUACGUAGAGUAUAUGCUUUAGUAUUUGCAUGUUGUCUUUCUAUGUAGCUUCUGUCAACAAACCAAAAGAAAAAUAGCUUAUUAUGUGAUGUUGAGAGUGUUAUCUGUUUUGUGGUGUAGUAUGUGAUGGAAUUGAGCUAGUGCUAGUCUACAUGAAUGCAAUGGUUUUUGGAAUUCUGUGUUGGCAGACUGGUUAAUUAGUGUGUUUAUCUCGGCUUCUUUCAUUGACCGUUGGCAAGAAUUGUGGAGCUCCAUGUACUAAUAUUAGUAUAUGGUGGAUUAAUCCAGUGUCUUUCGAUUAAACUGUUAUAUCUAAAACUUACUUUUAAGAAUCUAUGUAUUUCAUUGAAUAUGAGUAUUCUCGAAAUUAAUGUGUUGAUAUAUAUUUGUGAACCUCUCAUGAUG
Messenger RNA from Striga asiatica, 1672 nucleotides. Lineage: Eukaryota; Viridiplantae; Streptophyta; Magnoliopsida; Lamiales; Orobanchaceae. The record is from the annotation of a GenBank genome assembly.